Molecule: messenger RNA, 561 nt
Organism: Penicillium canescens
Lineage: Eukaryota; Fungi; Ascomycota; Eurotiomycetes; Eurotiales; Aspergillaceae
Product: BolA family protein
Exons: 2
Coding region: 20-475 (151 amino acids)
Source: RefSeq, a predicted model, not a curated record
CCUUCACCUCUCCAUCCAAAUGCUUCCUCGCUGUCUGCCGGGUCUGAUUCCCCGUCGUCUGUUCUCUGUUUCGACUAGGAUGGCUUCUAUGACUCCGUUGGAGGAUGCCAUGCGCGACAAGAUCGCCCAUGCUUUCACACCCUCUACCCUGAUUAUCCGCAAUGAUUCCCACAAACAUGCGCACCAUGCUGCCAUGGAGGGAUCGACGUCGAAGGAGACGCAUUUCCAGUUCGUCCCAUGCCGGUGUCCAUACCGUGUCCCCGCAUACCUUGGAGUCGGACUGACACCUAUUUCUAUUCCCAGUGUGACUAUCGUUUCGGAUGCCUUCGAAUCGAAAAUGCAGCCUGCUAGGCAUCGGAUGGUCUACGCGUUAUUCAAGGAGGAGAUGGCUCGUGAGGGCGGACUUCAUGCGCUGCAGCUGAAGACGAAGACACCGGCUGAGGAACAGCGCGAGAAGGAGAAGGAGAAGGCAUAAACAGAUACGGUUGGCGUUCGAGUGAUCUAUUACAGUCAGAUACCCCUCGAAUGCAUUGCAUUGGGCUUUGGUUCACGAUACGCUUG